Messenger RNA from Pneumocystis jirovecii RU7, 930 nucleotides. RefSeq lists its product as uncharacterized. Lineage: Eukaryota; Fungi; Ascomycota; Pneumocystomycetes; Pneumocystales; Pneumocystaceae. Gene Ontology annotation, biological process: mannosyl-inositol phosphorylceramide biosynthetic process. The transcript is spliced from 3 exons. Gene Ontology annotation, molecular function: mannosyltransferase activity. Bases 1 to 930 code for a protein of 309 amino acids. The record is from RefSeq and is a predicted model, not a curated record.
AUGAAAAUAUGGACAAUGAUUAUUGGAAUUGGAGUGCUACUAUUAAUAGUAGUCUUUAUUGAUUAUUCAUGGGCGUUAGUAGCAUUGUUGUUUGAGAAUUUCAAGUCAGUGGCUAUUCGUGAAUGGAGUAGUUCAUAUUCAGAAGAUUAUAAAAUAAACAUGAAAGAAGUUAUUCCACGUAUUAUUCAUCAAACGUGGAAAAAUGAGACAAUACCGGAAAAAUGGUCAGAUGCAUAUGAUCAUUGUAAAAAAUUGCAUCCAAAUUAUGAACAUAUAUUAUGGACUGAUGAAAAGGCACGUAAUUUCAUUGCACAAGAAUACCCGUGGUUUCUCCAGCAAUAUGACAAGUAUCCUUAUACAAUUCAGCGAGUUGAUUCACUUCGAUAUUUUAUUCUUGUUCGUUACGGAGGUAUAUAUAUUGAUCUUGACAUUGAAUGUCUUCAGCCCCUUGAUCCUUUACUUUCAUACAGCGCAUGGCUUCGCACAACGAAACCUACUGGUAUUUCAAAUGAUGUCAUGGGAUCUAUGCCAUAUCAUCCAUUUUUUCUUUAUGUUAUUAACCAUUUAAAAUCCGCCUCUCGAAAUUGGAUUUUUCCAUAUAUUACUGUUAUGGCAACAACAGGUCCUUUGUUUCUUUCUGUCAUGCUAGAAAAAUAUAUGCAUUAUUUGCCGUCAAAUACAAUUACAACAGAAUAUGUUCGUAUUAUUACAUCUGAUAUUUCAAAUCAAACAUUUAAGGAUUUUCAUGGUAGCACUUGGCAUCAUAAAGAUGCACAGUUUUUUUUUUGGCUUCAGCGUUAUUGGAUUUUUUUAACUAUCAGUAGUAUAAGUUCAAUAUUUUUUUGCAUUUUUUAUCUCAUUAAAAGAAAACAAAACCAAUAUUUAAAGCAUAGAAAAAAGGUAUGUUUUUAUAACGAAGAAUCAAUUUAG